CAGGCUUUCUCGCGCGAGAAGUCUGGCGUCAAUGACCCGGAAGCAGUUAGUGGCGCCUGCAAACCCAUGCCCUUCCGAGCUUUGCCCGGCAGACCCCGAGCACGCUGUACGUCACGGCCUUUGCUCAAUCGCCGAACAACUUAUCCAGCAUAUAUUUAAAAUCCUUUUUACGUCGUUGAUUCCAUCACACUUUCUCUCCUUCUUUCCUUUCUGGAUAAUUCUCAGCCUUAUCUCAAGGACAGUACCCAGUUACUUCAAUUAACUCAACCACCGUCAACAAACCACACACAUCACAAUGAAGCUCCUCACCAAAGAAGAAGAAGACGCCCACUACAGAGCCGUCCUAAAAGGUGGCACAAUCGGCGGCGUCCUCGGCCUAAUAGGCGGCUACGCUGGCGUCCUAGCCGCCAGCCGCCGCUACCACACAAUCCGCAACCUAACCCUCCCCAUGAAAGCCUUCCUUGUCACAUCCUCGGGUACCUUCGUCGGCAUCAUCGCGGCCGACUCCUCCUCCCGCACCUUUGAGGCCGAGCGCAACGCCAACCGCAUGUGGUACGAGAACCGUGAACAGCGCCUCCGCGAAGAACACCUGCAGGGGAUGAGCUUCGUGGACCGCACGCUGGCCUGGGCCCGCAAGGAAAAGUACAAGAUUGUCAGCGCGACGUGGGUCGCGAGUAUGAUUGGGAGUUUUGUGCUCGUGGGCCGCAAUCCGUAUCUAUCGGGGCAGCAGAAGAUUGUGCAGGCUCGUGUGUAUGCGCAGGGUUUGACGCUUGCGGUGCUUGUUGCGAGUGCUGCUUUUGAGAUUUCGGAUCAGAGGAAGGGAAAGGGCAUUCUGAAGAAGAAGUUGGAGGAGGGCGGGGUUCAGGAGGAUGUUGUUAAGCCUGUUAAGCAGGAGGAGGGGGAGGGCGAUUUGUGGAAGGAUAUGGUCGCUGCUGAGGAGGAGAGGUUGAAGAAGAAGCAUCAGAGUGUUUGGGAGCACCCGGAGAAUCAUAAGGAAGGGCAGCAGAAAGAGGUGAAGGCUGAGGAGAAGUAAAUGGUGUUGUUUUUUUUUCCCUUGGAUUACUUCUCUUUGGUUGGAGCGUUCUUGGGGUAUGUAUCAUUGCGUGGACUGAAAAGUCGGUUUUUCUGGUUAUGAUUGCAUAGAUUCUCAUUUCUCUUUUCAUUCGUCUUCGUGGGUGGCGUUUUUUUCUUUUCUUUUUUUUUUUUUUGAGUGGCUCUUAUGGUGUACACUGGUUGUACUGUAUUCUAUUGAAUCUCCUCUACAAUUGAUGACUAGUCAUGUUUGCUUUGUUUCAGUGAGAUCAUCAAGGUCAGGAUCUGAUCUGUAUAGUCAAUUGAUGUGCAAUGGGAAAAGAAAAUAUCAUGAAACAUUUUCCAUAACUAAUUCGAAGUACAUAUCAUGUCAUAUUAACUUCACAUAGUAUCAAUUUAAACUCCAACCCCCACGUUUGUU
Aspergillus alliaceus is the source of this 1453-nucleotide messenger RNA. RefSeq names its product HIG1 domain-containing protein. Lineage: Eukaryota; Fungi; Ascomycota; Eurotiomycetes; Eurotiales; Aspergillaceae. The transcript has 2 exons. The record is from RefSeq and is a predicted model, not a curated record. Gene Ontology annotation, biological process: mitochondrial respiratory chain complex IV assembly. Gene Ontology annotation, cellular component: mitochondrial inner membrane. The coding region runs from base 296 to 1033 and encodes 245 amino acids.